Debaryomyces fabryi is the source of this 735-nucleotide messenger RNA. It is a transcript of the gene ROT1, whose product is annotated as Rot1p. Gene Ontology annotation, biological process: budding cell apical bud growth; 'de novo' protein folding. The transcript has a single exon. NCBI's taxonomy places the organism in Eukaryota, Fungi, Ascomycota, Pichiomycetes, Serinales, Debaryomycetaceae. Gene Ontology annotation, cellular component: endoplasmic reticulum; endoplasmic reticulum membrane. The record is from RefSeq and is a predicted model, not a curated record. Bases 1 to 735 code for a protein of 244 amino acids.
AUGAUGAUAUUUUCAUUUUUGGUAACGCUUUUCAUACUUGGUGCUCAGGUGUUGGGUGAAAACAUGAAAGAGUUAGUCGGUACAUGGUCGUCGAAAUCAAAUACCGUGUUUACAGGGCCAGGGUUUUAUGACCCGGUUUCAGAAUUAUUGAUUGAGCCAGAUUUACCAGGUAUUUCGUAUUCUUUUACUGAAGAUGGCCACUACGAAGAGGCUUUAUACAGAGUGACAUCGAAUCCUCAAAACCACUCUUGUCCUACUGCUACUUUGAUCUAUCAACACGGCACAUACACAAUAUUGACAAAUGGAUCGUUAAUUAUGACCCCUAUUGCGGUUGAUGGAAGACAAUUGUUGAGUGAUCCAUGUGGUCUGGAUACUGAAAGCGACACCUCGCUCUACUCGAGAUACGUGCAAAAGACCUGGUUCAAGAAGUUCCAGGUCUCGGUUGAUAGCUACAACGGAAGACGUAUGUUGCAAAUAUACCAAUUCGAUGGUUCUAAGAUGCAGCCAUUGUAUUUGGCUUACAAGCCUCCAUUGAUGUUACCUACUUCUGCCUUAAACCCAACUGACUCAGCUUCCGAAACUAAGUCGUCGUUAAGAAAGAGAAUUAAGAGAUCAUUAGAAAACCAAUACAGGUCAAAUGCUAGAAUUGAAACCUCGUCUGCCAAGUACGAGUUCUGGUGGUGGACUGCUAUUGCCGGUAUUGGCCUUGGCUCCGCCGUUAUUUUCUUACAUUAA